AUGCGCGCCACGGCGACGUGCGGUCGUGGGGGCGGGGGGACGCGGCGGCGGCGGCGGCUUUACCGGGUUGCGUCCCCUCCCUCCUCCGUUCCCCCCUCCUCCCCCUCCCUUCAGCUGUGGUUCCCGAGGAGUCCGAAUCGUGCGGAGAGGCGGCCGCAAGCUGCAGGAUCAACUCACUAUUUUGAAGGUCUAUUCUCCCAAGAAGAAGGGACAGAAAGAAAGAUCUCUUUGUAAGAAAGCCUUGGGUAGCCCAUGAACGAACCAGCAGAAAACCGAUUGGAGUGCAGCAGGACUCCAGAGCCAGAUAUAAGGCUCAGAAAAGGGCACCACGUUGAUGGUACAAGGGGAGGUGAAAAUGAAAACCAUCAAGGAGAUCUGGAGCCUAUUUUAGAGGCAUCUGUUUUUUCUUCCCAUCAUAAGAAAAGCUCUGAGGAGCAAGAGUGCAGCGAUGAAGCUUCUCAGGAAGAUGAGGGGUUUAUGGGCAUGUCUCCUCUCUUACAAGCCCAUCAUGCUAUGGAAAGAAUGGAAGAGUUUGUUUGUAAGGUCUGGGAAGGUCGGUGGCGAGUAAUCCCUCAUGAUGUACUACCAGACUGGCUCAAGGAUAACGACUUCCUUUUACAUGGACAUCGGCCUCCGAUGCCUUCUUUCCGGGCCUGUUUUAAGAGCAUUUUCAGAAUACACACGGAGACAGGCAACAUCUGGACACAUCUCUUAGGUUGUGUCUUUUUCCUGUGCCUGGGGAUCUUUUAUAUGUUUCGCCCAAACAUCUCUUUUGUGGCCCCUCUGCAAGAGAAGGUGGUCUUUGGAUUAUUUUUCUUAGGAGCCAUUCUCUGCCUUUCUUUUUCAUGGCUCUUCCACACAGUCUACUGCCACUCAGAAGGGGUUUCCCGGCUCUUCUCUAAACUUGAUUACUCUGGUAUUGCUCUUCUGAUUAUGGGAAGUUUUGUUCCUUGGCUUUAUUAUUCCUUCUACUGUAACCCACAACCUUGCUUCAUCUACUUGAUUGUCAUCUGUGUGCUGGGCAUUGCAGCCAUCAUAGUCUCCCAGUGGGACAUGUUUGCCACUCCUCAGUAUCGGGGAGUAAGAGCAGGAGUGUUUUUGGGCCUAGGCCUGAGUGGGAUCAUUCCUACCUUGCACUAUGUCAUCUCGGAGGGAUUCCUGAAGGCUGCCACCAUAGGGCAGAUUGGCUGGUUGAUGCUGAUGGCCAGCCUCUAUAUCACGGGAGCUGCCCUGUAUGCUGCCCGGAUCCCUGAACGUUUCUUUCCUGGCAAAUGUGACAUCUGGUUUCACUCUCAUCAGCUGUUUCAUAUCUUUGUGGUUGCUGGAGCUUUCGUUCACUUCCAUGGUGUCUCAAACCUGCAGGAGUUCCGUUUCAUGAUCGGCGGGGGCUGCAGUGAGGAGGAUGCACUGUGAUACCUACCAGGAGCCAGGGACUUGACCCUGAGUCUGAGCCUGCAGCACCUGCAGGCCUCCCUGCCGGCUACUCAUGCCAGUACCAGAGGGGUCCCAAAACUUUAACAGCCUCAACAGGCUUUGUGAUAGCCCAGGGGCUCCGCAUGGUACAUGACUGAGAAGAGAAAAACAAAAUAAAUCAUACCUCAAAGGAUGGAGUGCAUCAAUUUGGAGAAAAGGAGAAAUGGCCCAAAGCUUGACUUAUUCUUGGGAUCUCCUGACUGAGGGCUCUUGCAAGACCCUUGGCAAACUGGCUUCUGAUCCAUAUCAUAUUUAUUUGUAGAAGAUGGGAAACAGUUUAGUUGGUGGUUCUUUCUUCUCCCUUUCUCUCUCCUUAAAACAAUAAUACCAAUUGAGGUGGACGUUUAUAUCCAAUUAAGGGGUGGGAAUGUGAUUUUAGAUGUUUUUUUUUUUUGGGGGGGGGAGAACAAAGAAAUUGAUGUAAAUAAGAUUUCUAACUUACCAUUUAAAUAAGAAUUUAUAUAAAUGUUUAAAACAUAGGGGUAGGGGAGGGAGAGAGAAUUUUUGUAUAGAAUGAAACAUGCUAGUACCACAUACUGUUUCAAUUUUGCACAAAGUGACUGUAGGAGGAUCAGGUGAUGGCCCCAGAAUGUACAGUGUCUUAGUACAUCGAGGUGCCUUCUGAAGGCUGACAUAAUCUUGGACCCCAGUGGGGCAGAGAUUGUAGCCCCAGCCUAGUGAUCGCAUGGCCACUCUCAGGCCUGAGAGCCUCUGGGAGUCCUGAGGUAGAGGGAAAUGGUAUGUGUUCUCCAGGGGAAGCAGAACAUAAUAAGCACCUGGCAGGAUGUGUUAGAGGCUCUGGUUAAGGUGCCAUUUGAAGACUGACUCGUGGGCUGGUAGUGAUUCUCUCUAAGGAGUCGGCCGCCUGCUCCUACCAUCCAGGCUGGUAAAGGGUUGGUGGAGACAGUGAAGGAGCUCUGGAAACAUUAGCACCAGCUGAUCUGGUUACUUCCUGGUAUCCUGCUCAAUUCUAUGAGUAAUUCUUAUUAGAGAGGUGUGACAGUUUUCCAUAUCCUUGCUAUGGAUCUCUGGAAUAUCCCAUAAAUUUCUUUCUAGUCACUGCCAAUUACCCUUCAUCCUCUUGGAAAUUAAAACUGAUUUUUCCCUGCAUCAUAAUUCCUGGCAUGGAACCAGCCGCCCAUGAGAUUCUGACUUUUCCAGGUUUCUUCUGAGCUUAUUUGACAUAGGUUGCACCCUUCUUUUGGAUUAUGAAGGGUGAGUUUCACCUAUGGGACACUGUCUUGGUAAGCCUAGGUGUGACAGACACCCCAGCUCUUUUUGAACUAGAAUGCCAUUGGAACUCAUGCAAAGCAGAGUCUAGUACCCACAGUGGAGCUGUCAGCUUUCACUGAGCCCCUCUUUGCAGGGAUAGCAUGAUGUAAUGUUUAAGAGGAAAUAGUAUAUUAUUGCCAGGGAAUCUGGUAGAGUCCUUAAGGCUGUGUCUUUGCAUUGAUGCCAGAAGUACAGAAUGAUUGCUCAUGUUCCAGGGCCACCUUGUGGUGGUGUCAGGGAGAGUGCUGGAAGAAGGAUCUGGUUCAUAGAGUCCUGAUCUGGACUUAUAGGUGAACCAUCAAAGUAGCACUUGAGUGUUAGGUUACUGCCAUCAAACACUUGCGGUGACUCUAUCACAUCCUGGGGAUUGUGGCUGUGGAACUACGCAUUGAGGCCCUUAGCCUGGGAGCUGGCUGGCAUCCUAGUGGGUGUUUGGGACUAUGGGAAAAGGAGGAGUCUCCUGUUUAUUCAGUAGAGUUUUCUCAGUUAUUUUUCCCUCCUUUCUUUGCCCUUCUAAUAUUCAGCAAAGGCUGGGAUCCAGGAAGAAAGACUGAUGUAGAAGCUGGGAAGAACUUAAGAGUAUUUUGGUUCUGGAUAAGGUCACUGCCCUGGGUGCUAGGUGGUCUGAGAAAAAGACUCAGUGAGUAAACUGGUGCAGUGCCUGACAGAAUAAAGCGCAGUAUUAAUCCCUCUGAGAAAACAUAGUCCAGUAGGACAGUGGCCAUCUGGAUGGAAACUCACUUAGUUUCAUGGGAGCAACAGCACAUAUCAGAAGCCAGACUUGCUCUUCGGUCAUGCACUUUGGGACACAGGGUAUAAAAUGUACCCUGAAACACCUCCAGAAGUAGCGGUCUCUGGGCCCAGUCAGUCACCCCACGCUCCAAAGCAGGCAGAAUCUGGUUCAACAUAGCACAAACCCUUAGGAAAAAUGAAAUUACAUCACCAAUGUGUAAUCCCAAUAAAAAUCUCCCUCUUUAGAGUGUGUGUGUAUGUGGGCAUGUGUGUGCCCGUUUAUAUGUGUGUGUCUGUGUGCAACUCACUACCAACAGCCUCAAUUUGCACUUGAUCUUAACAGUGCUCGCUGAGAACUCUCACCAGGUUGGCGCCUGAAUGCCUUACUCUCAGCAGUCAGAGGCGUGCUUGCUCUGUGCAGACUUUUAAUUUUCUUUUUUGGCCCUAAGCUGAUUAGGACCUCUACAGCUUCAUUAUUUCACCAUUAAAUAGUGGCCUUUUAAAGUAUUUCCCCCCUCCCCCUUUAUAAAUUGCUGAAGCCACAAAGCACAUUUUUGGGGAACAUAGAAGGUUGGGGUUGCAGAAAAGCAUCUGUGUGAUGGUUCCAUUCAUGUGCGAUUUCCCUACUUGCUGUAUUCUCAAUUUCUUCUAAUAAAAAGAACCAAAUGAAA
This is a messenger RNA of Nycticebus coucang (slow loris), 4148 nucleotides long. It is a transcript of the gene ADIPOR2, whose product is annotated as adiponectin receptor 2. Bases 253 to 1413 code for a protein of 386 amino acids. Gene Ontology annotation, biological process: adiponectin-activated signaling pathway. Gene Ontology annotation, molecular function: signaling receptor activity. The record is from RefSeq and is a predicted model, not a curated record. The transcript has 8 exons. Gene Ontology annotation, cellular component: plasma membrane. NCBI's taxonomy places the organism in Eukaryota, Metazoa, Chordata, Mammalia, Primates, Lorisidae.